AUGCGCACCGUCCUCGCACUCGCCGCCUUUGCCGCCUCCGCGCUCGCAUACCAGGUCACUGAGCCCAGCCAGACGCAGGGCUGGACGACCGUCGGCCCCAACAUCGUCACCUGGGACCGCGUCUCCACCGACACGACCAACUUCACCCUCGUCCUGACCAACCAGAACCGCAAUCUGCUCCCGACGGACGAGAUCCUCGUCGCCUUUGUCGACGGCACGACGGGCAAGCAGACCGCCAGCGAGCCGAGCGCGGGGUGGCCCGUCGGCACCGGCUUCCGCGUGAACCUCGUGCAGGACACGCAGCACCUGAGCACGAUCUACGCCCAGUCGAGCGAGUUCACGAUCGCGCAGUCCACCUCCAGCGUCGCCUCGUCCAGCACGCUCGCAGCGAGCAGCGCCGCCGCGUCCCGGUGA
Molecule: messenger RNA, 414 nt
Organism: Heterobasidion irregulare TC 32-1
Lineage: Eukaryota; Fungi; Basidiomycota; Agaricomycetes; Russulales; Bondarzewiaceae
Exons: 2
Coding region: 1-414 (137 amino acids)
Source: RefSeq, a predicted model, not a curated record